AUGCACGAGGAACUUGAGAAACAAGUACGGAGCUAUGCUCCUGUAUCCUGGACACAAGACGGGUCGUUAAAAGGCAUCUCGUCGAGGAGACUCCCACUCAGAGAAUCCCCGGCUACGGCGCCCAAGACUUUCCACGAAUUUGAUUAUCAGAGAUUCAUCAACAAGAAACGAGAAACGAUAUCAAUUUCAAUCGUACCAGCUUUUGGGACGUUGCCGUUCGAGCUGCAGCCUGCAUCUUCUUUACAAGGGGAGGAGACUGGGAAGCGCUACCGUUACAAACCCCUUGCAAAGGACGAGAUAAGGCUACUGGAGAUUCAACCGGGUCCGGCUGGCCCCAUAACUGUCUCCAUAAGCCACGCAUCUCUCCGGAACCCCCCGAAAUAUCGUGCCCUAUCUUAUGUUUGGGGUGACGCAACACGACAAAUGCCUGUGGAGUGCACCAAUGGCCAAAAGGUUUGGGUCACUGAGAACUGCUAUGCAGCCCUAAAGAGACUUCGCCUUUCUGAUAAGAGCGUUACUUUCUGGAUUGAUGCCAUCUGCAUUAAUCAGAGGGACACGCCUGAACGAAACAGUCAAGUACAAAUCAUGGCCACAAUCUACCGGAAGGCGCAGGGAAUUACCAUCUACCUUGGAGAGGAAGAUCAAGAAGGUAGCCUGGCCAUGGAGACACUGGAAAAAGCGACCUUCUCGCCGACCUGUACCAUAAGAGCCAAAAGCACCGAUCCUGCGAGAUCUCAAGACCCCGAUGUGGUGGCCUUGAGAAACUUGUUUGCGAGGCCAUGGUUUAGACGGGUCUGGGUUCUUCAAGAGGUC
This is a messenger RNA of Fusarium vanettenii 77-13-4, 813 nucleotides long. RefSeq lists its product as uncharacterized. The transcript has a single exon. Lineage: Eukaryota; Fungi; Ascomycota; Sordariomycetes; Hypocreales; Nectriaceae. The record is from RefSeq and is a predicted model, not a curated record. The annotation marks the transcript as partial.